AGAAAAUGCAAGAAAAGGAGAUUGCCCGGAGUCGUAUCCCACGCCUGGUUCUGCGUCCAUACUUGCCAAAGCAGAAAGUGUCUCCAUCUUCUGAAUCCCCAUUUUCAGAGGAGGACAGCAAAGACUUUAACCUUACCUCCAGUCGCUCUGCCAGGACUAUAAGUAGUAACAGCUUCUGCUCAGAUGACACAGGUUGCCCCAGCAGUCAGUCGGUGUCCCCAGUGAAGACUCCAUCCGAUGCUGGUAUGAGCCCCAUGGGAUUCUGUACAGGAAGUGAAGAUGACUACAGUCACAAGCGAGUCAGCACUGGCAUGUAUACUGAUGGCAGCAUUCAGCCUACGAGGUACAAGAAGGAGUCAAAGAGCAGCCUAAUGAAGACUGGCCCACAAUCCUUCAAGAUGCGAGGAAGUGAAGCAGAUUUCAGCUCGUCAAGUAGCACUGGCAGUAUAUCUGCACCAGAGGUCCAUAUGAGCACUACGUCUGGAGGAAAGAAAAAUUCGUUUUCACGCAAACCGCCCUACCGCACAGAAACUCAGAAACGGGGCUCGAGGAACACAGCUGAGAGCAGAGUGUCCCAUGGACGAGGUCACAACAGUUCAUCGGGAAAGCCUACACAGAGUCCGCCUGUCACUCGAGAGAAGGAUCUGUUUGCAGUACUCUGUAGGAAUCAGGCGCACCAUGAGAUAUGCAUCUUGUGGAGAUAAUCAUGGCAUCAAGCCACCUUCUCCUGAGCAGUAUUUGACUCCACUGCAGCAGAAAGAAGUCUCAAUCCGUCACCUGAAGGCAAAAUUGAAGGAAUCCCAGAACACACUUCAAGAAAGGGAAGUAGAAAUAGAAGAUCUGAAAUCUCAGCUAGCCCGUAUGAGGGAAGACUGGAUUGAGGAGGAAUGCCAUCGUGUUGAGGCCCAGCUUGCCCUGAAAGAAGCUCGAAAGGAGAUCAAGCAGCUAAAGCAGUUUAUUGAAACUAUGAAAAAACAGUUUGGCUGAGAAAGACAAAGGAAUUCAGAAAUACUUCAUAGACAUAAACAUUCAAAACAGGAAGUUGGAGACCCUUCUACGUAGUAUGGAAUUGGCUCAAGAUGGUGAAUUUAGAGAUGAACCAUGUUUGGAUUAUUUUUGUAACUCUCCAGGAGCAUCUCUGACUGAAAGCGCAAUUUAUGAUAAGAUGUCAGAAGGACUUCUAAUGGAGGACCAAGCAACUGAGGAGAUGGCAGACUGUGAUCUCCUUCUGAAUGAUGAUCUGGCAAACAGAGAUGACCUUUAUGAUGAGGUUUUGAUGGAAACAAGAAGUGAUCUUGGCAGCUUGGCAAACCUGAAUUCUACCAAAUUGCAUUCCACAGCUGGUUUUGAUAAAGAAAUUGAGAAAAUACAUUCCAAGUGGGCACAGGGUUCACAAUGGAUGGAGCAGGCAAUCCAAACUGAUGUUGUCCCUUAUAGCCUUGACCUUGAAAAUCUCAUCUUCAAGAUGUUUAAGACCCAUAAUGACUAUCCUUUUAGAUCAUCUUCCAUUAUGCGUGGUCUGCGUGCCAAAUGUUCUUCUGGUUCCACAGAUUUAAUUGACUUGACCCCCGAUGACCCAAAUGUUGCUAUCCUUUUAUCCCCUGACUCUCUGGGGAAUAAUACCCUUCCAGUGUCAAACCGUGCCAUGAAAGAACUUGACUUUGAAGGACCUUUGCCAGAGUUGCCAAGCAGAGAUACACAACACAUGUGCGUGGCUAAAAGACACUGGAGUGACCGGUUUUUGACCGACCUGUUGGCAGUGGCUGUGCCCAUUGUUCCUACAGUUCUGUGGGCAUUAAGUACACAAAGAGGAUAUCCAGAACCUGUGUAUAACAUUGGCACUAUGAUGCGUGGCUGUUGUUUAAUGGCUUUACAUACCCUUAGGAAAACAUCCUACAGCCCUUAUAUUUAA
This is a messenger RNA of Staurois parvus, 1912 nucleotides long. Lineage: Eukaryota; Metazoa; Chordata; Amphibia; Anura; Ranidae. The record is from the annotation of a GenBank genome assembly.